UCGCCACUGGUCUUUCAUUUGCCGAACCCACUUCGAGGAAUUUGUAUCUGAUCCAUCCAUUGCAGUGAGCGAUGGAACGAGAGAGAUGAAAACGAAACCCAUUCCUGAUUCUACCUUCAACAACAACAGCGGUUAAUUCCUUCGGAUUACUCCACAACAGUGUUCCCUUUCCUCAAUCUUUGAUGAACUGUUCGUAUUUCAUGAUCUAUAUCUGAAUUACGUCUCUGCUUCAACUUUGGCGGAGAUUCAGCGAAAAUCAAUUUGAUACGAACAGGAAAAUUGCCGACGGUUCAGGGGGCUGAUUUUGGAAGAGGAAGAUUAUACAUUAUCGAUAUAUAGUUGACAGACGGUAGUGUGACGGAGAUGAAGGGCGGCGGUGGCGGAGGGAGUGGAGCUUCUGCUUAUGGAUUUCCGGCGAAGAGGCGAUGGAAAGGACUCGUGAUCGGAGUUCUUGGCCUCGUUUUCCUCUCAAUGCUUGUGCCUCUCGUGUUUUUGCUCGGUCUCUACAAUGGCUUUCACACUACGGGAUAUGCAUCUGACUCGCAAAGUUCAAAACCUGGGUUUCAACCUAGUCAUGUAGAUGACAUAAUCAGAAAAUUGGGACCAACGCUUCCAAAGGACGUAUUUCAGCCCAAUGCCAUUGAACCUAAGAAGGAAGUUGAAGGUUUCAUAGAUGAGAGUCGGGAAACAAAAGGUUUGAAACCUCCAAAAGUUGACGCUCUUCCAACGCAUACCCAUGAAAAUGGUACCAAAGUUGAUGGCAAAGUUCAGGCUACCCAUCGCAUGAUUGCCAUGGACGAAAGUGGAAAACCAUGUGAAUGGAAGUUUGGGAGCUAUUGUAUUUGGCGAGAGGAAAAUAGGGAAGUUAUUAAAGAUUCUAUGAUAAAGAAAUUGAAGGAUCAGCUUUUUGUUGCUCGAGCGUACUAUCCUAGCAUUGCAAAACUUCCAAAACAAGGCAAGUUAACUCAAGAACUGAAGCAAAAUAUUCAAGAGCUGGAACGUGUCUUGAGUGAAUCAACCACAGAUCGUGAUCUUCCACUACAGAUAGAGAAAAAGUCGCUGAAUAUGGAAGCUGCAAUAGUCAAAGCUAAAUCAUUCCCUUUGGACUGUAAUAAUGUGGACAAAAAGUUGCGACAAAUAUAUGAUAUGACUGAGGAUGAAGCCAGUUUUCACAUGAAACAGAGUGCCUUUCUCUUCCAACUAGCUGUUCAGACCAUGCCAAAGAGCCUGCAUUGCUUGUCUAUGCAGCUAACUGUCGAAUAUUUUAGGACUGAUUCAACCAAUUUGGAGAUCUCUCAGGCCGAGAAAUAUGCAGAUCCCACUUUGUACCAUUAUAUAAUAUUCUCGAAGAAUAUACUUGCAUCAUCAGUGGUUAUCAACUCAACAGUUUCACAUGCAAAAGAAAGUGGAAAUCAGGUUUUUCAUGUAUUGACUGAUGGACAGAAUUACUUUGCCAUGAAACUCUGGUUUUUGAGGAAUAAUUAUAAGGACGCAACUGUUGAAGUAUUGAACGUUGAUCAUCUUAAGCUUCAUGAUGAAGAAAAUGCAACUUUCGUAUUACCUCAAGAGUUCCGUAUUUCAUUUCGCACUUUAACUCACUCUNUGACAGAAUACAUGUCAAUGUUUUCACAUCUGCACUAUCUUCUCCCUGAAAUAUUCAAGAACCUGGAUAAAGUUGUGGUUCUGGAGGAUGAUGUUGUUGUCCAGCGAGACCUAUCAGCCUUGUGGAGCCUUGACAUGGGAGGAAAAGUUAAUGGUGCUGCUCAGUCCUGUCAUGUGAGGUUGGGUGAGAUGAAAAGUUUUCUUGGUGAGCAUAGUUACAAUCAAGAUGAUUGCACUUGGAUGUCCGGACUGAACGUAAUUGAUCUGGCGAAGUGGAGAGAGCUUGAUCUUUCUCAAAUUUUCCGUGGUUUGGUCAGUGAGAAGCUGAGCAAGCAGGAAAAAUCAACGGAUGCUGCUGCAUUGCGUGCAAGCUUGCUUACCUUUCAGGGCCAGGUCUACGCUCUUGAUAAUUCAUGGUCUGUUUAUGGAUUAGGUCAUGACUACAAGGUUAAUGUCCAAGACAUUGGAAAAGCUGCUACCUUACAUUAUAAUGGUUAUUUGAAACCUUGGCUGGAGUUGGGCAUCCCAAAAUACAAAGCUCACUGGAAGAAAUUUCUAGACAGAGAAGACCUGUUCUUGAGUAAGUGUAACAUAAAUCCAUAAUAAGUUGAUGAUUCUACCACACCGUCUACUACAUAGGUUCCUUCCAUGAAAUCUGGAGCUCAACUCCAUCAAGUAUAAUUUUCGUUGGCAAAUGGGAUUGCUUGCUCUCAACUGAUAAGCUCCCAACAGAGAACUCAUUUUUAGCUUCAUCCAUAUCAAGUUUGCUUGUGUUUGCUUGUGGUGGCUUCUGAUAUCAUGAGUUUUUAUUGGGAGUUGAAGAAGAAGAGAAAGGGAUAUAGAUUUUUCUGUUUGUCUGUCUGGUAGUUGAUUUGUUGAAUGAGAAUCUGAGUUGGAAAGUGUGGCAAAUAAGGCAAAGAAGAUGCACAAAGGGUACCAAUUAUGUUCACCCAGCAGCAGGAUUGGCUUGGAUUUUUAACUGUUCAAGUCAAUGAGAACAAGAUUAUUUGUCUGUUGAUGUCACUCAUAUUAAGAUAUAAAUACAUAUAGUUAGAUUAGGUUCUGAUGAUUCUAGUGAAACUAUAAUUUUUUUGACAAUUCGUAUUCAAUUUCAUAAUAGAGUUAUCUUGAGGCACUUUGCCUGUGAGUA
Messenger RNA from Cucurbita pepo subsp. pepo (vegetable marrow), 2752 nucleotides. The record is from RefSeq and is a predicted model, not a curated record. Lineage: Eukaryota; Viridiplantae; Streptophyta; Magnoliopsida; Cucurbitales; Cucurbitaceae.